GCAGUCGCCCAUCGCGCGCGAAAUCAGUCUGCGCCGGUGCAGGGUAGUGAAAGCAUCUCCUCAGCUCGACGCUGGUGAAGGAAACGUCUAGACCGGGCUUCUCCUAUUCUCGUCAGAUCUCGCCACUGCCUCCGCCGCACACCUUACAAUGGAUUGCCGGCAGCGCAGUCCUCACAGUGCCGGGACGAGCCCAGGGAAUAGCUGCUGGGGCAGCGACAGCGGCACACUUUCUCCAUCCCGGUGGUCUCUUGGACGCAAAAGACGUUUGGAUGGAAGGCACAGAAAGCCAGAUGUUGAUUCAUCUCUAUUUGUUGAAGAUGAGACCAAAUCUAAACACGCAGAAGAAAGUGAAGGUCAAAAUUCAGACAACAGGCUUGAGAGUUUUACAACACCAGAAGGCCCCAAACCUCGUUCAAGAUGUACAGACUGGGGAAGUGUAGUUGAAGAGGAUGAAAUGAGAACCAAAGUGAAUAAAGAAAUAGCAAGAUACAAAAGAAAACUUCUCAUAAAUGAAUUUGGAAGAGAAAGAAAGUCAUCUUCUGGAAGUUCUGAUUCAAAAGAAUCAACAUCUACAGCACCAGCAGAACUAGAAACGGAUGAAAAUGUUCUGAUGAGGAGACAAAAACAGAUAAAUUAUGGAAAGAAUACCAUUGCCUAUGAUCGAUAUAUUAAAGAAGUGCCAAGGCAUCUUAGACAACCUGGAAUUCAUCCCAAGACUCCAAACAAAUUUAAGAAGUACAGUAGGCGAUCAUGGGACCAGCAAAUCAAACUGUGGAAGGUUGCUUUACAUUUUUGGGAUCCUCCAGCUGAGGAAGGCUGUAACUUACAAGAAAUCACCCCAGUAGAUAUCGGUGAAAUGGAGACUGAAUCUGCCAAAAGUAGUUCUGAAUCACAAACAAGCUCUCAGGAUAACUAUGGUAUGUAUUCUGGCACGCCCACAAAAGUUAGACAUGUUGAUUAUCAAGCAGGAGAUGAAUUUGACUUGGAGGCUUGUUUGACUGAACCACUGAAAGAAUUCCCAUCUGUGAGCUAAGGGUGCCACCUGGAGGCUAUUUUGAGGAAACAAAUUCUAUUCUGAAAUAGAUGACAUUGUUGAGGUGAAAAUAAUUCUGGUGACAUGUUGGCCAAACUAUGUUGUGCAUUGAUAACUGGAUGUUUCCCUCCUGUUCAUAGUUCAUUAUUUCAUGAUAUUGCUAUUCUUGCCUCAUUUUCUUAUUUUUACAUAAUUUUUUGUAUAUUGGAUGGGUUUGCAAGUGUUAAAUUAUAAAUUGUAACAACCCAAGAAAAGUGACAUUGAAACAAUUUAAUUGUUCCAUAGGUUUCUCUUCAAGUUAACUUGGCUGACAUAAGUGGUUUUUUUCCAGGUAUAAAAUGCCACAUUGGUCUCUUAGUUUUGUCAUAGAACUAUAAUAAGGGGCCAGCCUUUCUUUGUCUUUUGCCAGUGUACUUUGAGUUGAAUGUGACUCCAUUUUCCUUACAGACUAAAUUCUUGGCAUCUCUUCAAGGUGUCAAGUGUAUUAAGCUUUUCAUUUCAUCCAGAGCACUGGAAAGUCACCAUAGAUAUGGUGAAUUAUUUGAAUACUGAGCUUGAAGAUUGCUGCAUCCUUAGCUUGGUACUUGUAAAUAGUCAGUGAUAGACAGCUCUUCUUGUGAUACUUGAAGAAGAGUUAAAGUAAUGCAAAGUUUGUAGGGUAAAACAUCUUAAAAAUGCAACCAACUAAUAAGCCAUGUAAAAUUGUAAAUGACAACAUUGUACAGAUUUUCUGUUCAAAUAUUCAGUUGUAAACUUAAUACAGUUAAUGUUUUAAUUGCUUUUGUAUGGAAUGUUCUUGCAAAAAAUAAAAGGAAAAGAAUAUGGUGUAUCAGAUUUAUUAGGUUGUCAGAUAGAUGUGAACUUUAUUCCUCUGCUUCUCGAUUAGCCUCUCAUUGCUCAUUCAUUUUCAGAAUUCAUAUAGCUUUCUUUCAAAAUAAUAGAAACAACUGUCCUGCAUGUCUUUAUACCUUCCCUUUUUUUUCUUAUUUAAAAGAUACACACUAUAGAUGAGAGGAUACAGAUAUUAUAAAUUAUCGUGGGUUGGUAGCCUGAAAUUUAUAGGUGCUCAAUGUACAUAUUUGAAUGAAUGAAAAUUGUUAAAAACUUGAAUCUUAGUAAAAUACCAAUAGUGACAAAUAAUGUAUAUCUUUUGAAUUAUCUCUUAUUCCUAGUGAGUCCUAUCUAGACUUCAUUGUGGAUUUAGUUGCCCUGGUUUUACAGUAAAAAAUCCUUUUGGUUGUUUUGUGGUAAAUGUUUCCUGGUUUGUACAGCUAUUGAAAAAAAUUUUUUAAAUUUUAGAAUUGUGAUUUGACUCCCCUAGUCAGACUACAUCUGAAGUGUUGCAUUAAUUUCUAAAUGCCACAUCUUAGGAAUGUUGUUGCUGAACUGGAGCAGAUCAGGGCAAUAAGAAUCUUUGAGGACAAAUUGGAAAAGUUAGGGAGAGUGAGGUUAGCCAGUUGAAGGGAAGGCUGUUCUAUUUAAAUCUUUUAUUCCAGCCUUUGGAUGGCACUUGUAAAAUGACAAAAAAGGACAGAUCCCAACAAAAAAAUUGAGAGCAAUUGUCAUUGUGGUUUUUGUUUUUUAAAGACGUUGGUGUUGCUGGGCCCUCCCUUAGACCCAUGUGGAGCAGACUUAAAAGUGUGUGCGGCUUCUGAUUUUUGGCAAAUGACAGACCAAGUACUACUAGACAUUAGGAAUACAGAGGUGAAAUGUGAAAUAGUUCCUGACCUCAAGGAGCUUACAUACGGGAGUAUGUACAUGUCUGUCCAUUUAGAUCUGAUUGAGGAUCCACACUAAUGAAAUUUAUUUUUUGAAGGUGGUUUCCCUAAGGAUCAAAUACUCAAAAAUGAUACCAUCACUUUGUAGCUAACUUUAUGCCUGGGAUUUGCCCUUAAAUUUACAAGAACAUUCUGGUGGACUUACUUUUGUUUUGUUUUGUUCUUUUGUUACAAAUAAGACUUUUGCACAUCUUUCUGACACCUUAUCUAGAUAUUCACAACCUCUAACAGAACAAAAACAAGCAAGGAAAAUGGCUGAUUACUCUCUUGUGCUUUUGUAGAAGAUUACACAAUUAUUCUCACACUUUCCCAGGUACAAAAACUUCAUGAGCUAAGUCACCUUAUCAUGAAAUUUAAAAUAGGUAAAAGGAAAUAGUAAAAUACAUAUAUAAAGUUAGAACCAGAGUGCAGAAGCAGAAUAGUCAAUGCAGUUUAGCUAGACCGUAGAGGGGAAGAGUAAAGUAAUGCUGAAUGCCGUCUUAAGUAGGGUGAUAAUAGUAAUGUAUCAGGUUGUGAUGAGUGGAGAUGCUAGGAAUAUUUGCGUAGGAUGGAUGAGAUCUGCAUCCACCGUCUUUGGGCAAUAUGACUUAAGAAUUAUAGCUCUAGGGCUGCAAGGCCAUCUAAUCAUCUAAGUGGCCUCAGGGGGUCGUUACCCGCCCAAGGUCACUCGGAUAGUAAAUGUCAGAAAGGAAAUUUGAGCCCCUGUUCUCUCCAUUGCCAAUGUUCUUUCCACUGUACCAAGCUGCCUCAGUUACUUAGCUUUAUUGGGCCUUAGUUUCUUCAUCUGCAAAAUGCAAGAGUUGGACCAGAUUCUAUGGAAGGAACAGUAUGAUGAACUUAGGGGCACAUGUUCAGUAAAUGGAGAGUAGUACAAUUAGUUGGAAUAUAGUAUAUAUGGAGACGGGUAGUGAGAGAUGAAGCUAAAACAAGAAGUUAUUGGCAGAUAAUUCAGGUAAAAUGUUAUGAAAGACCUGAAUGAGAAUAGAAGACAAGUAGAGGUUUUGUGUCUAUAGAAUGACUAAAUAUAGAAGGCAAGGACUGGCCAAAAAAAAAAUGACUGAAGGAUUUUUUAAUAUCUACGCUGUCAAGGAGAAAAAAAUCCCUCAAUACAUAGAUACAUAGGUUAGGCAAAACAUUCCCACAGUGGCCAAAUCAUAACAUGAUUAUGAUGGAAGUUUUAAGCCUGGGUACUGGAAGGAUCUUGGCACCAUCAAUAGAAAUGGAAACAUUGGGACAGGGGAAAGGUUUUAGGGAGAGAAGUGAUUGUUUCAAAUGGUGAGCUGGUCGGAAUUAUUAAAAAUCCAUUGUACAUUUAAAGUUGAUUAUUGGUUCACCCCUUACCCUUCUGCAGGCCAAAUUACUACAGUUCCUCCUUAGGUCAGGUCCUUAACCAUCUCUCAUGAGCUCUGAUAGCCUCUGAAUUGGUCUCCCUGCCUCCUGUCUCUCCUGUCCAAUCCAUCCUCACCAGUUAUCUAAAUAAUCUUCCUAAGGCACAGACACUCUAUUACUGUUCAAAUUCCUCAGGGGCUCUUUAUUGCUGCUCAAAGGAUAAAGACCAAACUCAUAGUUCAACUAGCUCCUCCAUGAUCUGCUCCAGUCUAUCUCUCCAGCUUUAUCUCCCACUAAUCUUCCUCAGAUACGCUAUUUCCCAGCUAAAUCAGACUACUUAUCAUCACCCAAGCGCCCCAUCUCAGUAUCUCUGCCUCAUCCUCUUAGUUUUGGCUGGGAUGUCCCGUCAGUUUGCCUUAUGAAACAUAUCUAAAAAAAAAAACGUCAACAAAUGAAACAUUACAAAACAGAAGAGAGCAGAAGCUCAGAAGGGAACACAGACAAGUGAGGCAGUUUUGUUCCUUUUGCGUUAAAUUUAAUGUACACUUUAAAACAAACUACAUGAAAGAAGUUCACAGUUUCAUGCACAAUCCUUUUCCUAUUCUUUGUAUAUUGAAAUGUUUGUUUUUGUUGUUUAUUGUCAGGCUCAUAAUAAAGUUGUUGAAACAAAUCUCUUCC
Molecule: messenger RNA, 4818 nt
Organism: Vombatus ursinus (common wombat)
Lineage: Eukaryota; Metazoa; Chordata; Mammalia; Diprotodontia; Vombatidae
Gene: SLBP
Product: stem-loop binding protein
Exons: 8
Coding region: 149-1033 (294 amino acids)
Biological process (GO): mRNA 3'-end processing by stem-loop binding and cleavage; mRNA transport
Cellular component (GO): histone pre-mRNA 3'end processing complex; cytoplasm
Molecular function (GO): mRNA binding; histone pre-mRNA stem-loop binding
Source: RefSeq, a predicted model, not a curated record